Molecule: messenger RNA, 2131 nt
Organism: Rubroshorea leprosula
Lineage: Eukaryota; Viridiplantae; Streptophyta; Magnoliopsida; Malvales; Dipterocarpaceae
Source: the annotation of a GenBank genome assembly
AGGAGAGAGAAACAAGCAACACAAUUCUGUGGUUGGAAUUCCUUAUAUAGAGAAGAAAUCUGUGGCCAAAUCCUUAAAGAAAAAGGAAUCCUACUCCAAUAAGGAGUUGGAAAUUCUCUUUGAGUUCUAUUUAAACAAGGAGAUAGCAAUUUUGUUUAUUCCUUCCUAAGUUAGGAAUCCUACUGCAUUAAGGAAUAGUCAACUGAUCUGUUUGUUUUAAUUUCUUUGGGUUGGUUCUUUUAUUGCUUUUCUUGGUCGUUCCUUUGUGUCUUUCUGUUUCCUUUAACUCUUCCAAAUUUGUUGGAGUUAGAUUGUCGCAAAAUAACUUGAUUUGAGCUUGUUUAGUUCAAUAACGAACUGAAAGAGGGAAGUUGAGUGAGGGAAAAAGGCAUGAGGUUUCAAUCAUGUUAAGCGGUGAUGACAGAAAACACCAAGUGGACGAUUCCUUCAUGCUUAAAGCUAUGCAACAACAAUUUCAGAGGCUAGACAUCAUGUUUGGUGAAAUUAAAGACAAAAUGGAGAAGCAAGAUGCAGCCAUUGCCAAGUUAUACCAAAUACAGAAUGGAAGUCCAAAUUUGCAUAAUCACGAUCUUGAUGACAAUGAUGAAGAUGCAUUCAACAAUGAUGCCCAGGACUCAAAUUUCAGCAUGGACAGGUCUAUGAGAGGUAGAGGGGGUCAAAGAUAUAGAUUUAACAAAGGAGACCAAAAUCUAGCAAGGUGGGGAGAUUGGCAAGAUCAUGACUUAGGCAGCAUCAAGAUGAAGAUUCCUCCAUUUCAAGGCAAAAAUGAUCCAGAUGUGUAUUUGGAGUGGGAAAAGAAGGUGGAAUUGGUGUUUGAUUGCCAUAACUACUCUAAGGAGAAAAAGGUGAAACUAGCAGCGGUGGAAUUUACUGAUUACGCUGUGGUGUGGUGGGAUCAGGGCCUUACUCAAGGGUCCAGAAGCAUUGAGGAUUAUCACAAGGAGAUGGAAAUCGCAAUGGUCAGAGCAAAUGUCGAAGAGGAUAGAGAAGCAACAGUGGCAUGGUUUCUACAUGGUUUAAAUCGUGAUAUAGCUAAUGUGGUGGAGCUGCAGCAUUAUGUGGAAUUGGAAGAUAUGGUGCAUAUGGCGGUGAAAGUAGAACGGCAACUCAAGCGUAAAGGAGCCACUAGCAGAAUUGGGCAAAAUCCAGGUUCCUCAUUUUCUUCGAAACCAAAUUGGAGCAAAAAGGAAGAAAAUUCUGUUUUUAAGCCUAAAACUGCAGCAUCUAAGACAAAAAAAGUGGGCAGCAAUGAGAAGAGUAAAGCAGAUAAUACGCAAGGUAGAAACCGAGACAUCAAGUGCUUUCGAUGCUUGGGAAGAGGGCAUAUUGCAUCACAAUGCCCUAAUAAGUACACGAUGAUCUUGAAAGAGGAUGGAGAAAUUGAAACAGAAGGUGAAUCUGAUGAUGACUCUAUGCCACCAUUGGAAGACGCUGAUGAUGGCAUGGAAUAUGCUGUUGAUGGAGAACUGCUUGUCACCAAGCGUGCUUUGAAUGUGCAAGCCAAAGAAGAUGACGAAGUACAACGCGACAACAUAUUUCACAUGAGGUGCCAUAUCAAAAAUAAGGUAUGUAGUGUGAUUAUUGAUGGUGGCAGUUGUACUAAUGUAGCAAGCACUGUUUUGGUUGAAAAGCUUAAUUUACCUAUGAUGAAGCAUCCAAGGCCAUAUAAGCUGCAAUGGUUAAAUGAUUGUGGAGAAAUCAAGGUAAAUAAGCAAGUUCUGGUUUCAUUCUCUAUCGGACAAUAUAAGGAUGAGGACUUCAAGGAUGUGUUCCCAGAUGAUGUUCCUAAUGGUUUACCACCAAUAAGAGGAAUUGAGCAUCAAAUUGACUUCAUUCCUGGUGCAACAAUUCCAAACCGACCAGCAUAUCGAAGCAAUCCCGAUGAGACGAAAGAACUUCAAAGGCAGGUCGAAGAACUCAUGAAAAAGGGACAUGUGAGAGAAAGCAUGAGUCCAUGUGCAGUUCCAGUGCUACUUGUGCCUAAGAAGGAUGGGACAUGGCGUAUGUGCAUUGAUUGUCGUGUGGUCAACAAAAUCACUGAUGAAGGAAGGUGAUGAAUGGAAAACAGCCUUUAAAACGAAACAUGGUUUAUAUGAGUGGUUAGUUAUGC